CUCCUUUGGGGCCUCGCGGCCGCAAGGCCCAAUAUUCUAUUCAUCCUCACUGAUGAUCAAGGAAAAUACAUGGGAGGCCUGGAUCAUAUGCCCCGUCUGCAGGAACUUGUCGUCAAAAAAGGCACAACAUAUGAAAGCCACUUCUGCUCCACAGCUGUCUGCUGCCCGUCUCGGGCCAACAUCUGGACAGGCAAGAUGCCGCACAACACCAACAUCACCGACGUGGGCAUGCCAUACGGAGGCUACCAACGAGUCGUCGAAGCUGGCUGGAACGACAACUACCUGCCGCUCUGGAUGCAGGAGGCCGGCUAUGCUUCGUAUUAUGUCGGCAAGCUCUGGAACGCCCACACCCCGGAUAACUACAACAAGCCCUAUGCCAGGGGUUUCAACGGAUCUGAGUUCCUGCUCGACCCAUUCACUUACCGUUACUGGUUCCCCAAGCUGACCCGGAACGGGAACCCACCGGUUGAUUAUAGCGGGAACUACUCGACUGAUCUGCUCACGCAGAAGGCUCUUGGGUUCUUGGAUGAUGCUUUGGAGACCCCUGACCAGCCCUGGAUGUUGACCGUUGCGCCGAAUGCACCGCAUUCCAAUGGUUCGAGUACCGCUGCUGGUGUGCAUUGGUUUGGUGACCCCGAGUACCCUGACCGUCACGCGGAUCUGUUCAAGGACUACAAGAUUCCCAGAGACAAGAGCUUCAACACUGCCAUUGAAGGCGCGGUAAGCUGGGUCAAGGAUUUGAAACCGCUCGGAUCGAAGCAGGUUGACUACAUUGAUGAAUACCAGCGCCGUCGACUCCGUGCUCUGCAGUCGGUGGAUGAGAUGGUGGACAAACUCAUCGCGAGACUAGAGAAAGCUGGUGUCCUUGAUAAUACUUAUAUCUUUUACUCCACCGACAACGGAUACCACGUUGGACAGCAUGCUAUGCAGCCCGGGAAGAACUGUGGAUAUGACACGGAUACAAACGUUCCCUUGAUCAUUCGAGGACCCGGUAUCGACGAGGGCGCCACUGUAGAUGUUGUCACAAGUCAUACCGACCUUGCCCCGACGUUCCUCUCCAUUGCUGGGGCUGCAGACCGAAAGGGCUUGGAUGGAAAGUCUGUCCUUAACUUGGACACAACCGCAAAGAACAAGACGGAGCACGCUGCAAUUGAAUAUUGGGGCUGGGCCAUCCCAGAGGGUAUCUACGGAUACAUCAGCAACCAGACCGACCAGGAUGGUAACGGGUACAAGGGGAACACCUACAAGGGCCUGCGUUUAAUCUCGGACAACUACAGUUUCUACUACGCAGUAUACUGCAAUAACGCACGAGAGUUCUACGACCUCAAGGCCGACCCCCACCAAACCGUCAACCUGGCCGCACAACCCGCCAAGCACCAGGACUACAAAAUCGCCAACAGACCCCUGCAGCAGGUCUUCCAGCGAGCAAACGCUCUCAUGAUGGUGCUGAAAUCCUGCACAGAAGACGCCUGCCGAGACCCCUGGGCCCAGCUGCACCCCAAGGGCGCCGUGCACAACAUCGUCGAUGCACUGGACAAGGGGUUCGACAAGUUCUACGCCAACCAGCCCCGCGUCUCCUUUACGGAAUGCUCGCUGGGAUACCAUAUUUGGGCCGAGGGGCCGCAGAAAUUCAACGUCUACGGCCAGGCGAACCGUGUUGAUGCGAGGGAUAGUGAUGAAGAUGAGGGCUCGUCGGGCCCUCUUGUGAGUUACUCGGAUAUCACGCUUUUCACGAGUAUGGCAUUGGCGGUGUAUGUGCUCUUUGCAGGCGUAUAGAGACCGAGGAAGGUGCUGCUGAGUGUGUUGGUUAAUGUUAAUAUUGAUGUACCUUCCAC
Messenger RNA from Aspergillus versicolor CBS 583.65, 1835 nucleotides. Its product is annotated as sulfatase family protein. Gene Ontology annotation, biological process: phenol-containing compound metabolic process. The transcript has 6 exons. Gene Ontology annotation, molecular function: N-acetylglucosamine-6-sulfatase activity; arylsulfatase activity; glycosaminoglycan binding. Lineage: Eukaryota; Fungi; Ascomycota; Eurotiomycetes; Eurotiales; Aspergillaceae. The record is from RefSeq and is a predicted model, not a curated record. Bases 70 to 1776 code for a protein of 568 amino acids.